This is a messenger RNA of Lachancea thermotolerans CBS 6340, 807 nucleotides long. It is a transcript of the gene MDM12, whose product is annotated as ERMES complex subunit MDM12. Gene Ontology annotation, cellular component: ERMES complex. Gene Ontology annotation, biological process: mitochondrion organization; phospholipid transport. The record is from RefSeq and is a predicted model, not a curated record. Gene Ontology annotation, molecular function: lipid binding. NCBI's taxonomy places the organism in Eukaryota, Fungi, Ascomycota, Saccharomycetes, Saccharomycetales, Saccharomycetaceae. The transcript has a single exon. The coding region runs from base 1 to 807 and encodes 268 amino acids.
AUGUCCUUUGAGAUCAAUUGGCAGGAUUUGGGUGAGGAUGAGGCAGUUAAUGACUCUAUUAAGAGCUUUUUGAACUCGCAUUUGCAAUCGAUAUCGCUGCCAAGUUACGUUAGUAGCCUACAGGUGACGGAUUUCUGCCUUGGUGGCAUCCCCCCCAAUAUCACUCUGCGAGAAAUCUCAGACCCUCUAGACGAAUUUUACAACCACAUCGAAAAGGAGGAGCUGCCAAAAGACAAGAUUCCAGAAGAAAGCGACUCUGGCUGUCAAUCUGCUGACGGAGAGAACGGGGAUUUGCUGCCUGAGGUUCAGGCCGAAAGUGAUCUACAGUUCUUGGUCGAAGUUGACUAUAAAGGUGACAUGAGGAUCGGAGUUAGCGCUGAGCUUGCGCUGAAUUACCCGAGCCCCUCUUUUAUGACUCUACCUGUGAAGCUAUCGAUUACGGACCUUGGUAUACACGCGCUUUGUCUUGUGGCCUACAUUUCGAAGCAGCUUUUCGUAAGCUUUCUUUGCGACGUUGCUGAUCCUAUUUUGGAUGCUCGUGAGUCACUAAUAGACCUAGGGAGUUCCGCAAUCCUUGGCAAGAAAUCCCUUGAAAGGAUAUCGCUCAUCAGGAGCAUUAAAAUCGAUAGUGAGAUAGGUGAACAAAACAACGUCGAAGGCUCUGUACUGCGUAGUGUAGGGAAGCUGGAGCAGUUUUUGCUUGAAGUCUUUAGGACGAUUCUUAAGAAGGAAGCUGCGUGGCCAAGCUGGAUAAACCUCGAUUUCAAUGAAGACCCAUCGGGGAAUGAAUCUUCUGAUGAAGAUUAG